This is a messenger RNA of Sabethes cyaneus, 1608 nucleotides long. RefSeq names its product periodic tryptophan protein 1 homolog (gene nclb). Gene Ontology annotation, molecular function: protein binding. Bases 94 to 1581 code for a protein of 495 amino acids. The record is from RefSeq and is a predicted model, not a curated record. NCBI's taxonomy places the organism in Eukaryota, Metazoa, Arthropoda, Insecta, Diptera, Culicidae. The transcript has 7 exons. Gene Ontology annotation, biological process: rRNA processing. Gene Ontology annotation, cellular component: nucleus.
GUCGGUAGUGCUCUAGUUCGUGCUAUUGCAGUUUUUAUAACUAUUUCUGGUUUUUAUCCACUAAAAAUAGUGCUUUGAUUUUCGAAAGCAACAAUGGAUUCCGAUCAGGAGGAUGAGGUUCCGAACGUUAAUUUUGUUCCCAGUUUGCUGUUUAUCCGACGCGGGGUGGCCAAGGCGAAUCCGGAUAAGGUUACACUAACCCCAGCCGAGCUGGCCAAGAUUAUCAACGAUACCCGGGAUGAUUUGGAAGAAGACGGUGCCGAAGGCAUGGAUGAUUCAGAUGACGAAGAGAAUGACGAUACUCCUGCUAGGCUGGCUAGUCAGGCAGCCGGUGCUUCAAGUAGUGGCGCUGGGGCUACGCCAGGAGACGAGUUCGGUUUCGAACGAUACGAACAAGAAUCUGGAGAACCCGUAGUACGACUCGGCUCGGUGGCUGUUGUAGACCCGGCGGAAAACAUCGUCGACGAGGACGAUUCAGAGGCGGAAGAUGAGAUCAUAAAACCUACAGAUAACUUGAUUCUGGUUGGACACGUUCAAAACGAAAGUGCAACGAUGGAAGUUUACAUUUUUAACGACGAAGAAGGAAGCUUAUACGUGCACCACGAUUUCCUACUGCCUAGCCCGCCGCUUUGUAUCGAAUGGCUCAGCUUCGAUCCCGGCAGCGAUAAAUCGGGCAACAUUUGUGCCAUAGGAUGCAUGGACCCAGUUAUAACGCUGUGGGACUUGGAUAUUCAGGAUUCACUCGAGCCGGUGUUUAAGCUUGGUUCGAAAGGAAGCCGAAAAAAGAACAAGCCUAAAUUAGGGCACACAGAUGCUGUACUGGAUUUGUCCUGGAAUCGUCAUUUGGAACAUAUUCUCGCCAGUGGAUCGGUCGACCAAUCAGUCAUUUUGUGGGAUAUUGAAAAUGGAAGUCCGCAUACCAUCAUUCGUGAGUUUGACGAAAAAGUUCAAACGCUGCAGUUUCAUCCGGCGAAAGCGGAAUCCCUGCUGGUUGGCAGUUGCGACGGACGGGUUAAGGUGUUCGAUUGCCGCUCAACCACCAACGAAAGCAGCAGUCAUAAAACUUGGGAUCUGGGCGGUGAAAUUGAACGGGUCUGCUGGAGUCACCACAAUGAGCAUCACUUUGUCGCCAGUACCAACGAAGGGCGGGUGCACUACGUUGACGUGCGCGCCAAACACCCGCUGUGGUCGAAGGAGAUGCAUGAAAAGGAGAUCACCGGUUUGGUGCUUAGUACGUCGGUCAAAGGUAUGCUUUCGACAGCUUCAGCGGACGGAAAGCUUAAGGUAUGGGACUUCGACGAUCAGGAUGCGCGAUUGGUGUACAAGAAGGAUCCUAAAACGGGAGUGAUUCAAUGCUUGGAUGCUUGUCCAGAAAAUCCAUUCAUGCUGGCACUGGGUGGCGAUCUGAGGUCGAAAAAUUUCUGUGUGAUCAAUCUGUUGGAUAAUGAUGUUGUUUCGAACGUGUUCAAGACACGUUUUGAACCGAAUCGCGCUUCGACAGCCAACGAAGGGGAUCUGGAUAUGGCUACAGAAGCAAUGGAAGAUGCUUCGAUCGGCGAUGACACUGAUGACGAUGAUUGAUAGCAAGUUUAUCAAUAAUAACAUACU